CGAACUUGAAAAAGGUGAAUAUAUCUAACAUUUAGUCAAUUGAUCACCAGCGUCAUGUUUGGAGCAUUGGUAUUCACUCUGGCAAUAGCCAUCGCACAAUCCCAAACCAAUCCAACAUGCAGAUUCUCUGCUCCUGCAAGCAAUUUCAGGCCAUCCAUGUACCAAGGUAGAUGGUAUGAAGUAGGAAAGAUGCAAACUGCAGGUGGAGCAUUUUGGCAAGAGGGAUGCCAUUGUACUUAUACAGAGAUCGAGGCUGUUCCUAACAAUUCCGAAGGGGAUCAAAAUGUAGCAUAUUUCUGCAAUUUAGAUGCCCCCAACGGCGAGGUUAGCGCCGUCGAUGGAUUGCUUUACAAUAUGAGUCGACCAGGAGAAUGGAAACAACGCUUGCUUCCGUUUGUGCCACCUGUUGAUUAUCGUGUAAUUGUCAUUGAUGACCAAGGGGAGGAAUAUGCCAUCUCGUAUGAUUGCGGUACUUCAUCCUCAGUCACAAACUACUGUGUUCACAUCCUAUCAAGAGCCCCAACUCUGAACGAGGACAUCGUACAAAUGCUUGUCAGGAUAGCCAACGAAAUGGACCUGAACCCAGAGAAUCUUCCAUUUGAAAGAACACCAAUUGAAAACUGCACAUAUGAUUAAAUGUCUGAACGAGGACAUCGUACACAUGCUUCUCAGGAUAACCAACGAAAUGGGCCUGAACCCAGAGAAUCUUCCAUUUGAAAAAACACCAAUUGAAAACUGCACAUAUGAUUAAAUGUCUGAACGAGGACAUCGUACAAAUGCUU
Owenia fusiformis is the source of this 782-nucleotide messenger RNA. Lineage: Eukaryota; Metazoa; Annelida; Polychaeta; Sabellida; Oweniidae. The record is from the annotation of a GenBank genome assembly.